Anarrhichthys ocellatus (wolf-eel) is the source of this 960-nucleotide messenger RNA. It is a transcript of the gene six9, whose product is annotated as SIX homeobox 9. Lineage: Eukaryota; Metazoa; Chordata; Actinopteri; Perciformes; Anarhichadidae. Bases 118 to 882 code for a protein of 254 amino acids. Gene Ontology annotation, cellular component: transcription regulator complex; nucleus. The record is from RefSeq and is a predicted model, not a curated record. Gene Ontology annotation, biological process: skeletal muscle fiber development; regulation of skeletal muscle cell proliferation; regulation of transcription by RNA polymerase II. The transcript has 3 exons. Gene Ontology annotation, molecular function: DNA-binding transcription factor activity, RNA polymerase II-specific; RNA polymerase II cis-regulatory region sequence-specific DNA binding.
UGCUCCACAGAGGCUUCAGCUCGCUCCUGUACAGACUUAAGAGAGGUUGUUAGAAGACAGACUUUGGCUCAACUUACAUCUCUGGGCUUUGAGGGCAGCCAUCCUGUUUCCACAGCAAUGAUCUUCACACCAGAGCAGGUGGCUUGUGUGUGCGAGGUCCUCCUGCAGAGCGGUUGCAUGGAUCGCCUUGCUGGCUUCCUCCGCACUCUUCCUCUUCCUCCUCCUCCUCCUCCUCCUCCUCCUUCCCUCUCCUCCUCCUCCUCCUCCUCCUCCUCCUCUCCUUGCCCUGGGGAGCAGGAGAGUGUGCUGAAGGCUAAAGCCGCUGUGGCCUUCCACCAGGGCCUCUUCACUGACCUCUACACCCUGCUGGAGGGCUUCCCCUUCUCCCCGCGUAGCCACCCGCUCCUGCAGCAGCUCUGGCUUAGAGCCCACUACAUGGAGGCCGAGAGGCAGAGGGGCCGACCGCUGGGAGCUGUGGGGAAGUAUCGGGUAAGGAGGAAGUUUCCUCUACCACACACCAUCUGGGACGGGGAGGAGACCAGCUACUGUUUCAAGGAGAAAUCCCGGAGUAUACUCCGCAAGUGGUACCGCCAUAAUCCUUAUCCCUCUACACGGGAGAAGCGGGAGCUGGCGGGGGCCACCGGCCUCACAACCACGCAGGUCAGCAACUGGUUCAAGAACCGCAGGCAGAGGGAUCGAACCACGGACGUUAACGGUUUCCUAAUAUCAAACUCUGGAGGAACCUCAGCCGAAGUCCAUCCUUCCUCUGACAACGACUUUUCACCUCCAGGAAGCCCCCAUCCGCUGUACCACUGCCCUCCACCUCCACCCCUCUCUCACCCACCACGUCCUCUACUUCACAUGUGUAGAGGCCUCCAUUGAGCAUGCCUUUCAAAUGUUGAAUUUGUGACUUCUAUUACUUGGUUGUUUCUUUUUGAUUAGUACAACAUUAAAAAACUG